CUCUCUCCCUUACAACACAACGCUCUCUCUUCUUCUUCUUCUGUUCUCACUCUCUGAUACACUCUCUCUGGUUUAGGGUUUCAGAAAGCGAAAUCGUCACAGGCGGGAAAGCUCCGACUAGGCGCUAGGGUUUUCUCGUCUUCUUCCAACUUUCAAUCUUCAUUCUCCACCACCACCACCACCACGGCGUCUGUACCGUACGGUUAUGGAGAAGAUAGCCUCGGAUUUGAAAAUGUCUGAGACGAAGCAGAGCUGUCUCGGCCAGGCCUACGAAGCCUUGCAUGCCCAAGCUUCAUCUAUCCUCCACUUUGGUGUGCAGUGGAAGGAGCUUGAGGACCACUUUGAGUCGACCCGGAACUCGCUCCAGACCCGACUCCGAGAACUGGAGAACCGCGAGAAGAAAAUUGACGACCGAGAGAAGCGUUUGGGAGCCUUAGAGUUGAAUUUUGACUCGGAGAUGGCGUCCAAAGCCGAGAAAUUGCGUGGAGUUGAGAAAUCGAUCGAAGAGGUUGAAUCAGGUAAACACCACUUCAACUUGCAAUCGCUUAAGUUACUGAUUGAAGAGCAUAAUGAAGAGCUUGAUGUUAAAGAGAAGCGAUUCUCAGAACUUCAGAGAUUGGUUGGAGAGAAAGAGAGGGAGUGUGAUUUUAUUGAUAAACGUGUUAAAGAGCGCACAAAGAAAUUGAAUUGGGUUAUGAAAUGUGUAGAAGAGAGGUCCAAGGAGGCUGAGUCUAAGAAGGAGGAAGUGGAAGUGGUUCAGGGGGUAUUAAACAAGUGCAGAGAGGAUAUUGAGUUGCAAGAGAGGCAAUUAAAUUGGAUGAUGGGAAUGAUUGAGGAGAGCAAGAAAGUAUAUAAUUUGAGAGAAGAGCAAAUUAACGCAGCUCAAAUAUCUAUUGAAGAAUGUGACGAUAGGAUGAAAUUGAAAAAGGAGGAACUUGGUUUGGUUCAGAGAUCAUUGGAGGAAUGCUCUAAUACUUUGGAAUCCAAAGAGAACAUAAUUAGGGAAAUGGAGUUGAAAGUGAGAGAUUUUUAUUUGCUUAAGAAAUCAAUGGAGGAGUGGUCCAGUGAACUUGAAUUUAAAGAGAGGGAACUUGAAGGAUGGUUUGAGAAGCUUGAACUGACAGAGAAACAAUUUGAGCCACAACUCGAGGAACUCCAUUUGAUGGAUAAGAGGGUCAAUGAAUGCCUCAAUGAGGUUCAGUUGCAAGAGAAACAUUUAGAUUCACUCCAAAAAUCGAUACAGGAACGUGAAAAGAAUUUGGAUUCACUCUCCUAUGGACUUAAAUUGAAAGAGAGGCAACUUGAACAACAGGCCAAAGAGCUUGAAUUGAAGCAGAAAGAAGUUGAUUCGAUACGAAAAUCCACUGAAACUAAUACAAAAAAAAGGAGAUUGAAGAAGAAGACUAAUAUCCUUGAUUCUCAAGCGAAGAUUGAGCAAUUGGAACAUACUCCUGGUAACAAUGCCACUGUUCCUUUGUCCAAAAGUAUCCAGUCCCGCAGCUACAGGAAUGGUAGAGACUUGCAGUUGUUCCUGAAUGAGCAUUUGAAGAGACAUGAUUUAUUGGGUACCGAAAUCGCAGCGAUUCUUCAAGCGUCAUCAGACCUAGCCAAAUUAGUUUUGGAUGCAAUGCAAGGGUUUUACCCUUCAAAUUCGGUUGUGGAAAACUGGGAGUGUGACUUUGAUUUGAGCGUUAUUAGAAGGAGUUGUAUUCUUCUGUUACAAGAGUUAAAGAGGGUCUCACCACAAAUUAAUCCUCAGGUGAGAGGAGAAGCAAAGAAGUUGGUAGGCGAUUGGAAGGAUAAGAUGAUUGCGGUGGUAGAAAAUUGGUUAGAGGUUUUGGGAUUUUUAUUGCUUCUUACUGCAUAUGACUUGACCUCUACUUAUGAUGAGAAUGAGCUUCAAAGUCUUCUUGUUGUAGUUUCUCAGCAUUCACUGGCUACUGAAUUAAGCCAGGCCCUUGGUAUAUCAGAUAAGGCAAAUGAGAGCAGCAUAAUUAGUUCCCCAGUCAAAAUAGGUGAACCCAUAUCUUCACUGGCCAAAAAUGGAGCAACUUGUUCUUCUCUGAAUCUUCAACCAGGUGCCGCCACAGAUGCAAGGAACUUGCAGGGGUUUUUAAAUAAGCAUUUAAAUGGAAAUCAUUCAAUACAAAAAGAAAUGUCGGCUGCCCUUCAAACGUCAUCAGACCCAGCAAAACUUGUGUUGGAUGAGAUUCAAACAUCUUUUGCUCAAUACUGGAGAAAAGGAGAUGUUGGUUUCAAUGAAACUUUCAUGUUUAGUAACAUUGCCCUAUUGGAGGAGCUAAUGAGGGUCUCACGGCAUGUCGGACCUCAUUUGAAAGAAGAUGCAAUAAAGCUAGCAGAGCAGUGGAAAGCAAAAAUGAGAGCUGACACUCAAAAUUCAUUGGAGAGUUUGGGAUUCUUGCAGUUUGUAGCUACAUAUGGGUUGCUCCCUACUUUGAAUGGAGAUGAGAUUAAUAAGCUUCUUGGGAUGAUUUAUCAGCAUAAACAGGCUCUAGAAUUAUGUCUUACGCUUGGUUUUGCAGAUAAGAUCCCUGAUUUUAUUCAGAAUCUUAUUGAAAGGAAGCAACUGUUUGAGGCUUUUAGGUUUAUUUGCACCUUCAAGGUAAAUGACAAGUUCUCCUCGGUACCACUCUUAAAAGAAUAUGUGGAGGGUGCAAGGAAGUCUUACAGGACAGCAUGGAGGAAAAAGAAAUCACUUGAUGAAAAGAAUGAGGUUGUAGACCACCAAAUAGCUGAUCUAAGAGCUGUGAUUCAAUGCAUCAAAGAUUACCGCCUCGAUUCUGAAUACCCAUCCAAGGACAUCGAAAUACAAAUAGUUCAGUUGGAGAAAAUGAAGGAGAAUUGGAGAAAAAUGGCGAAAUCUCUUGGCUCUAAGGCUGAACAAGAGGAGAAAUCUCUUGGCUCUAUACCUGAACAAGAGGAGAAAUCUCUUGGCUCUAUGGCUGAACAAGAGGAGAAAUCUCUUGGCUCCAAGGAUGAUCAAGGGGAGAGACCUCUUGCCGCCAUCCAGGUUGAACAAGAGGACAAAGCUCUUGCCUCUAAGGAGAAGAAACCUAGUACCAGCACUUCUGUCUCCAAGGUUGAACAAGAGGAUAAAUCUCUUGCCUCCCAGGAGAAGAAACCUGAUACCAGCAAUUCUGUCUCCAAGGUUGAACAAGAGGAUAAAUCUCUUGCUUCCCAGCAGAAGAAAUGUAGUUCUAUAAUUUCUGCCUCCAAGGUUGAACAAGAGGAUAAGUCUCUUUCCUCCCAGAAGAAGAAACGCAGCACCAGAACUUCUGCCUCCAAGGCCGAUCAAGAGGAGGAAAAAGAGAAGAAAUGCAGCACCAGCACUUGUGCCUCCUCCAAGUUUGAACAGAGACAACAGAGUAAAUAUAAACGCCCUCGGACAUCUGCUACACCCUAUGCAUUGCCAACUUUCCCUCGUGGCUAUCUGCAGCCAAGUUCGUCCUUAUUGCCGAAUGGAAAUUAUGGACACCAUGGACAUUUUUGAAAGAUUAUGAGCAAAGCCACACUCACUUAUUCAUUGAGUUGUGCAAACAAAAGGAGACAAAAAGUCCCUAAUACAAGGAAAUAGAGUCCAGGAAACAUGAGUCCGGACUAUCAGGUCCAUAACCUAGGAAACAUAACUGUAGGUAUUGGGGUCUAUCAAUUUUGGUAUAGCUUCCGUGCCGAAUGCUGGAAUGCAGCACUAGUAUCUGUUCUUGCCCAACCCUCCUGUAUAUGGCUAUUAUUAAAUCUAGUACGAAGCUUGAACCUGCCAUACAUGCUGCUAACUUUGAAGGACCAAUGUGCAGUGCUGAUUGUGUUGAUGGCACAACUUUGGCAGGUUGAAGGUAGACUGCCUGCUUUAUUUUUGUUUUUGUUGUUGGUUUUCCUGAGUUGCAUUGCUUUCAUCUUGGAGAAGCCAAGUUCUUGUAUUUUGACUGACCGACUUUAUUGUAGAAAUGUUUGACUGAGAUGGAGGACUCCUAAUAUUGAAAAAUCUUAAUGCUCUUUUCAGAUCAGC
Messenger RNA from Prunus mume (Japanese apricot), 4027 nucleotides. RefSeq lists its product as uncharacterized. NCBI's taxonomy places the organism in Eukaryota, Viridiplantae, Streptophyta, Magnoliopsida, Rosales, Rosaceae. The record is from RefSeq and is a predicted model, not a curated record.